GUCAGCUGACCCACUUGUCGCCAUGGCGGGCGGCUGGGGGCUGCGCUGGGCCGUGGCCGCACUGUGCUUGGGCUGCGCCGCGGGCCGGGAGGAAGGGGCCGGGACUCCCCCGACCAGCGGGGCCCCCCCGGAGCCCGGCCCCGCCCCCACGCGGGUGCUGGGCUUCCGGCUGGAGGAGGGGGCCUGGGCCCGCGGGGGCCUGAUCCGGGCCGCCCCGGGGGCCAACUUCUGCCUGUGCCUCUACGGCACCGGCCUCAGCAACCGCAGCUGGCCCUGGGUGGCCUUCGCGCCCGAGGGGGGGCCCUGCCCGGCCCGGGGGGGGGCCCCCUCCGCCCCCCCGCCCGCCGGCGCGCUGCAGGUGCUGCCGGACGCGCGUCCCCGGGGCGAGCACGCGGUGCUGGUGCGCGUGGCCGUGUCCCACGCCGGACCCCGCGGCAGGUACCAGCUCUGCAGUCGCCUGGGGCCCGGGCAGCCCUGGGGCCCGGCCGCCCCGGGCGAUGCAGUUCUUGUGGACGAGGAUGAGGGCGGGGGCGGGCGCGCUGCGGCCGUGGCCCUGCAGCCCCCCUUGGCCCCCUGGCUGCUGGGCACGCUGGUGGCCCUGCUGCUGGCCCUGUCCUCCCUGCUGCGGGUCCUGCAGCUCAGCACCCUGUGGCUGGACCCCGUGGAGCUGUACGUGCUUCGGGACUGCGGCUCGGAGGCGGAGCGCAAGGCCUGCAAAGCCCUGGAGCUGGUGAGGCAGCGGGGCACCUUUGCCCUCUGCUCCCUGCUGCUGCUGAGCUCGCUGGCCAACGCUGCCCUGGCCGUGCUGUUCUACUGGGCCGUGCGCAUGGUGGCACCUGCUGUCCUGGCCGUGGCCGGCUUGGUCUUCCUGCUGGCUGAGGUGCUGCCCUUCGCCGUCAGCUCGCGCUGGGGGCUGGCGCUGGCUCCCCGCGGGCUCUGGCUGACCCAGCUCUGUAUGCUACUCACCUUUCCCAUCUCGCUGCCGCUCAGCAAGCUGCUGGAGCUGGCCCUGCAGCACGACGCCAGCACCUGCCUCCUGCGGGAGAAGAUCGUGGACAUGGUGCGCAACAGUGACCCGUACAACGAGUUUGUGCGUGAGGAGUUCAGCAAGGGCGCCCUGCGCAACAAGACGGUGGAGGACGUGCUGACGCCGCUGGACAAGUGCUUCAUGCUCAACGCCAAUGCCGUGCUGGACUUCAAGAGCAUGUCCAUGAUCAUGCAGAGCGGCUACACCCGCAUCCCCGUCUACGAGGAGGAGCGCACCAACCUGGUGGACAUGCUCUAUGUCAAAGACCUGGCGCUGGUGGACCCGGACGACUGCGUGCCGCUCAGCACCAUCAGCAAGUUCUACAACCACCCCCUGCACUUCGUCUUCAACGACACCAAGCUGGACGCCGUCCUGGAGGAGUUUAAAAGAGGGGUGGAAGUGGAGAUCGGGAAGGAGGGGCUGAAAUUCGAGAAUGGAGCGUUCACAUACUACGGUGUCUCGGCGCUGAUGGCGCCUUCCUCAGUUCACCAAUCGCCAGUGUCCACCCUGCGGCCGAACCGGCGUGAGCAACCACUGGACUGCAACGAGGGCACCUCCUAUUCCAUGUACUGCCCCGACUACACCGUCCGGGCGCUCACCGACCUGCAGUUCAUCAAGGUGACCCGGCUGCAGUACCUCAACGCCCUCAUGGCCUCCAGGAUACAGCCGUCCCCCCAGUCACCUGACAGCCUGGAGCUGAAGAUCGUCCCCAACAGCCAGACGAAGCUCCUGGACGACAGGAACGCCAUGCCAGGAAAAAGCAGCCAGCCCCUUGGGGAAGAGGAGCACACGGGCAUCUAAUCCCUCCCCCCGCAAGACCUGCUGACGGCAGCGUGAGAGCUGGCGCCAUCCUCAGGGCUGUUCUAGCCGCCUCUUGGCUGGGAGUCGGGCCCUGGGGACUUGCCUGACAGCAGCAGAAAUCUCAUGGGGUGGGAUGCCCCAGACGCCCUCCGCGUGCGCACGCACACACACACACCGUGCUGCCUGAAGGGGCUGCCCCAAAGGAUGCCAGCCACUUGGACUCUGCUCCAGAGGAUCUUGCUGCAUCAGGACCAACUGCCAGGGCAGCCAGAGCUGGAUUCCAGUCCCUGGGAGAAUGACCCGAUCCCCCCUCGGUGGCCGGAGCCCCGGGCAGCAGCAGCACCUGUGCCGACAAACCUCCAGGGCGCAGCGCUCAGAUCGAACCAGACCCGCUGGCUGCUGGGGGCACCUGGCGAGCUGGGUGGGGGCUGGUUCCUCCAUAGGGUGCCCUCUGUGUGUGCCUGGACUAGGCUUUCCUCUCUGUGGCGUGUUCUCUGCCAGGCUGCCCUGGGCUGUCCCUCCUCUGCCAGUGUCAGCCUGGGCCAUUCCUCUGAGCCCGCCAAGCCAGCUCUGCUCCAGGAGCCAUGCUGGGAUGCCUCGGCCUGCCCCAGGGCAGAGCUGUAUGGCCAGUUACCUGUCUAGGCUUCCCUUCCCGUGAGGCGCUGGGUGUCACCCCAUCCCUGCCCUCCUAAGCCAGGGCCCUUCCAGCGGCUGCCAGCAGAGAGCCCACAUGGGAGGCUAGGCUCUGCCCCUGCACCCCUGGCUGUCUCUUCCCGAGGCACUGGGGGUGCUGCCCUUGCCCCAGGCUCUGCAACCUGAGCCAGUCUUCACAAGUGGGCCGGGUGGGGCUGGCCGUCAGUCAGUGGGGUUGAUUGCUGAGGUGCACAGUCCUUGCAGCCCUGUCCUCCCCUCCCCCCGAGGAUGAGAGAUCACAGGAGCCCCAGGCACGCGGUGCCGCGAUUGCAGACUGCGUUGAGCAGUCUAAUGGACGGAGAUUCCCCACCCCUUGGACAUGUUGCGUGGCCACAGGCCCCGGAAAGCUCACGGCUGCUAGAGGGCUAAAAGUCUGACAUGGACACAGGACCACUGGGCUGAACACCUGCCUUGUUUGCUCUUCUCUACUCCCCGUGUUUUCAAGGCGCCAGGCGCUGGGUGGGAAAGCAGCGCCUGGCCCCAGAACAGCAGAGCCUGGCGAAAAGCCGGGGGCGUGCAGGUAAAGGAGUUGUAAUCUG
Molecule: messenger RNA, 3060 nt
Organism: Trachemys scripta elegans
Lineage: Eukaryota; Metazoa; Chordata; Testudines; Emydidae
Product: metal transporter CNNM3-like
Biological process (GO): magnesium ion homeostasis; transport
Cellular component (GO): plasma membrane
Molecular function (GO): transmembrane transporter activity
Source: RefSeq, a predicted model, not a curated record